Messenger RNA from Aaosphaeria arxii CBS 175.79, 649 nucleotides. RefSeq lists its product as uncharacterized. Bases 31 to 315 code for a protein of 94 amino acids. Lineage: Eukaryota; Fungi; Ascomycota; Dothideomycetes; Pleosporales. The record is from RefSeq and is a predicted model, not a curated record. The transcript is spliced from 2 exons.
CUUGUCUCCCAAGCAUCACCUCCUGCACGCAUGACUUCCCACUAUUCUCCCACCUGCAGGACAGACACAGAAGAAAGCUCACCCGCAUAUCCUCCUUUCCUCCUCGUCCUCUUCCUCCCUCCCCGCUUACCCUCACAGCUCAAUCACCCAAUCCAACCCCCCAUCCCCUCGCCGGCGCCCGUAUCAAUCCAGUCGUGUGAGCAACCCUCCCGACCUACCUGCAUCCGUCAAGGAAAGACAAAAAAACCUACUCCGUACAACAAACCCAGAAUCAAGAAAAAUAAACAAUCACAAGAUCCAAGGGAAAAACACUAGGCCCUUCCUCCCGCCUCCGCGCGCUCCCUCCCACUACACCUUUCGCACUAACUACUGCAGGUAUCUUACACACAUACCUCUCUUCCCAUCCCAAGCUCUUCCCUUUUUUUUCCUCUUUACGGGAAUAUACUUUUAUACUACUGCACGAAUACGUACAAUACGAGUUUCCCACUGUCAUAUUACCCCUCCCCCUCACCCUCUUCCUCCUCUUGCUGCUCCGACAACGAACAGCACAAGCACCUAACCUAUCGUUAGCUACACAUAACCAACAUAUCGGGAGCACAUAGCAUGCGAAAUUCUUCGACGAGAUUCCAUCUCUCCGAUCCACACGCCC